Messenger RNA from Nannospalax galili (Upper Galilee mountains blind mole rat), 2581 nucleotides. It is a transcript of the gene Dars2, whose product is annotated as aspartyl-tRNA synthetase 2, mitochondrial. Bases 470 to 2431 code for a protein of 653 amino acids. The transcript is spliced from 17 exons. Gene Ontology annotation, cellular component: cytoplasm; mitochondrion. Gene Ontology annotation, molecular function: aspartate-tRNA ligase activity; ATP binding; nucleic acid binding. The record is from RefSeq and is a predicted model, not a curated record. NCBI's taxonomy places the organism in Eukaryota, Metazoa, Chordata, Mammalia, Rodentia, Spalacidae. Gene Ontology annotation, biological process: aspartyl-tRNA aminoacylation.
UAGCGGCACUUUGGCUUCAGAAAGUGAUCUGUGUUCCACCUAGGAGUAGUUUGGAUUUGCAAGUCUUCGUCUUCCAGAAAACCCAAGAUGGACCGCUAGGUUUGGGAAGUUUGAAACGUGAGACUGUUCCUCCUUAUUCUGCGGUUUUUCCCGAGGUCACCUUCGAGAAAACGUGGGAAUAAAGGAAGGCGCGCCUGGUGACCGGCCUCUGGUUCGUUCUGGGGUCGCAGCCUUUUAGAUGGACAUAGGAACUGAUGCACUGAGGAAAGGUCUUACCGCUCACCGAAGACUGCAGAUUUUUCUGCCUUGUGGAUUCCUGUACUUGAACGUUCUGUGGAGAGGGUCUAACUAGAUCAGAGUGGGAACUAGAAUUUAACGGUUCACGUGUAUUUUGGAAACCGAGUUUUGACCACCAUAGCACCGGCAGCGUGGGAGUGGGGACUGCCUCGAGCGGGCCCCGGGCGCCAGCAUGUUCUUUGGUUCUGGGUUACGUCAGCUAUACAGGGGUUUAUACCCGCCCAUCCGAAGGACCACCAGGCCAAUCUCGGGUUCUCUCUCCAGAAGUCUGGUGCUGAGCUCACAGAGGAGAACUCCAGAAUUCAGCAGCUUUGUUGCCCGGACCAACACGUGUGGAGAAUUGAGAACUUCUCACAUAGGCCAGGAAGUCACCCUUUGUGGAUGGAUUCAGUACCGAAGGCAAAACAUCUUUCUAAUUCUAAGAGAUUGCCAUGGUCUUGUUCAAGUUGUUAUUCCCCAGGAUGAGUUGGCCGCCUCUGUGAAGAAGAUUUUAUGUGAAGCCCCUAUGGAAUCUGUGGUGAAGGUAUCUGGGACAGUUAUUUCCCGACCUCCAGGACAAGAGAAUCCAAAAAUGCCAACAGGUGAAAUUGAAAUCAAAGUUAAAACAGCUGAGCUUCUGAAUGCCUGCAAGAAGCUGCCCUUUGAAAUUAAAGACUUUGUGAAGAAAACAGAGGCUCUUCGUUUGCAGUAUCGGUACUUAGAUUUGCGUAGUUUCCGAAUGCAGUACAACCUGCGGCUGAGGUCCCAGAUGGUCAUGAAAAUGCGGGAAUAUCUCUGUAACCUGCAUGGAUUUGUGGAUAUAGAAACCCCAACAUUGUUUAAGAAGACUCCCGGGGGUGCCAAAGAGUUUUUAGUGCCAUCAAGAGAACCUGGAAAGUUUUAUUCUCUCCCUCAGAGUCCUCAGCAAUUUAAGCAGCUUCUGAUGGUUGGUGGUUUAGACAGAUAUUUUCAGGUUGCCCGCUGUUAUCGAGAUGAAGGCUCAAGACCAGAUAGACAGCCAGAGUUUACUCAGAUUGACAUAGAGAUGUCUUUUGUAGACCAGACUGGCAUCCAGCGUUUAAUUGAAGGUUUGCUCCAGUAUUCCUGGCCUGCUGAUAAACAUCCUGUGGCGAUUCCCUUUCCUUCCAUGACUUUCGCUGAGGCGUUGGCCACCUAUGGAACUGACAAACCUGAUAUUCGCUUUAGGAUGAAGAUUGUGGAUAUCAGUUAUGUGUUCAGAAACACAGAGAUGAGAUUUCUUCAGGAAGUACUGGCUGAGCCCCAAGGAACUGUCAAAGCCAUAUGUGUCCAGGAAGGAGCAAAGUAUUUAAAAAGGCAAGACAUUGAGUUCCUUAGAAAAUUUGCAGCCGAACAUUUUAAUCAGGAAGUCUUACCUUUGUGCCUGAAAGCCAAUAGAAACUGGAAUUCACCAUUUGCUAAAUUUAUAAUGGAGGAGGAAAGAUUGGAAUUAGUCAGACUAAUGGAGAUCCAAGAUGAAGACAUGGUGCUGCUGACUGCUGGAGAGCACAAGAAAGCAUGCUCUUUGUUGGGAAAGUUACGGCUGGAAUGUGCAGACCUUUUGGAAAUGAGAGGAAUGAUACUUCGUGACCCAGCACUGUUCUCUUUCCUUUGGGUGGUGGACUUCCCACUCUUCCUUCCUAAGGAAGAGAGUCCCACAGAGCUGGAGUCUGCACACCACCCAUUUACAGCUCCUCACCCCAGCGACAUUCACCUCCUCUACACUGAGCCUGAAAAGGUUCGUGGCCAACACUAUGACUUGGUUUUAAAUGGCAGUGAGAUAGGAGGUGGCUCUAUCCGAAUUCAUGAUGCAGAGCUACAGCGUUACAUCCUGGCAACAUUACUAAAGGAAGAUGUGAAAUUGCUUUCCCAUCUGCUUCAGGCAUUAGAUUAUGGGGCACCCCCUCAUGGAGGAAUUGCCUUGGGGUUAGAUAGACUAAUAUGCCUUGUCACUGGAGCUCCAACCAUCAGAGAUGUCAUAGCCUUCCCCAAAUCCUACCGAGGACAUGAUCUCAUGAGCAAUGCCCCAGAUUCUGUCCUGCCUGAGGAGCUGAAGCCCUAUCAUAUCCAGGUCUCCUGGCCAACAGACUCAGAAGAGGAAGAGGCCUUGAAUCAGCCACACCUUCCAAAAAGUUGAGCUUUUGUCUUGUUUUGCCAAACCCAAAUCCACAUCUGCCACAGAUCUUAGAAUCAAGUCUUUGGUUGAAGUAAUCCAGGGUACACUCAUCACCACAGUAUGAAAGAGGAGAUAUACAAUUGUGAUUUUUGCUAACAUGUAUCAUUAGGA